Molecule: messenger RNA, 3944 nt
Organism: Puccinia graminis f. sp. tritici CRL 75-36-700-3
Lineage: Eukaryota; Fungi; Basidiomycota; Pucciniomycetes; Pucciniales; Pucciniaceae
Exons: 6
Coding region: 688-3789 (1033 amino acids)
Cellular component (GO): nucleus
Molecular function (GO): protein binding
Source: RefSeq, a predicted model, not a curated record
AGCGAGUGACUCACCAUGAGAUCGGUUAAUUAGGUCUCUCCGCAGUGUCAAUUUGGAUUCAGUUUUGGAUUUGAUUUGAUUUUUGUUUUCAACGCAGCUUGAUGCAGAAAGCGUAUGGAUUUAUGAAUUUGAUUUUAAUCGAAGACGCUUAAUGAGAGAGUGAAUUGUAUUCUUCUGUUUUUGAAUGGUCAUCGAUGGUCAGUGUUGAGGUUGUUGGUGCUGCUUCCAGAUUCAGUUUCCUCCACACCCCCAUCCAUCCACACUCACUCUUCAAUCCAAUCAUUCUCAUCCACCAUCAUCAUACUCAUCAUCAUGAAUCACCAUCCUCAUCAUCAGCAUCGUCAUCCUACGAUCGAUGAUCAGUGUCCUAGCAAGCUGGCAGUGGUCGAUGCAGAAUCCGAUGAGGCUGUCAAUGAUGGCGAUCGUCGUGUUGCUCUGCUGAGGAUGGAUGGAAAUCAAGAUGGCCGUGAGUUAUGACUGACUGACUGUACGCCGCAGUAUAUAUAUUGUGAUGUGUAUGCACACAGCACAGGGAGGGAGGGGGGCUUGCUUCUUGAACCUUAUCGAUACUCCUUCUUCUUCUUCAACUGUCUUCCAACCCAUCAUCAUCACCAUCAACUUCACCAUCAACUUCAACCUCAUCAACCUCAUCAACUUCUUCUUCAACAAACUACAACACAACACAACAUGGCUGCAUUCUCUCAUUCACUCAUCGAGUUCCUCUGUUUCGACCCUCACUCUUCAUCUUCCUCAAACCAUCUCCAACACAGAAACUCACCAUUCUCAACCAAUAACAACAACAGGAGAUCAUCCAAAUUCAUCAACACUACCAACUACUUCGAUCCUUCAAACUACAACCAUCCAGACGACCAUUACUUCGAUCACCACCACUAUCAACAACAACAACAACAACACCAACAACACCAGCAACAACAGCAGCAUCAUCAUCAUCAUCACCAGCAGUCUAAUGCUAUCUGUUUCAAUGAUCUGGAUGAUCAUAAUCAUCAGAACAGAUUCCAUCAUCACCCAUCAGCAACCAACCCUUACUCUGUCAACCACUCACCAGAAGACCAACUCAUGUUCAUCAUGCCCUCAUUCGCAAAGACCCCUUCAAACCAACUCUCACUCGAUGGCCCUUCCUAUGCCGAACCCAUGCUCACUUCAGAUAACUCCAAUCAACGAUUCUUCCCCCUCGAUUCCAACACCACAAAUAACUACCAACUACCACCACCACCAACAACAACAACAACAACAAAUUCAACUGAUCAUCAUCAUCAUCAAUCAUCUCAACUACCUGCCACUAACAAUCCCAUACCAAACCAGAACGACUCAAACUCAUCUCAAGCCAACCACAAAUCAUCAUCUUCUUCAUCGAAUAAUAGUUCUAGCUUCACCGGCUCAUCUGCCUUCACCCCGCCUACCACCUCAUCCUCUAGACAUCCAUCAGAAAUCAACAUCGAUGAUCCUCUCUCCUCCGACUCUGCACUCCAAUCAAAAUCUCAUACCCCUGACCCCAAGUAUGGAUUCUCUCAACAUUUCAAACCACCCGAGAAUCCAUACUCUCAAUCUGGGUUUGAUCUGAUUGGCGCACUGGCUAAGGUGGUCGAUCGACCAGACCCCAAGGUGAAGAUCGGAGCCAUCGAUACCUCAGCAGCAUUAGUGGUUGUGGAUGCUAGACAGAACGACCUCCCCAUCAUCUUUGCCACCCCAAGUUUCAGUCUCUUGACCGGUUAUCAGACCGAUGAGAUCAUCGGUCAAAACUGUAGAUUCUUACAGAAACCCUUCAACCCAAACUCGGUCAAGAAACCUAGAGAUCAGGCCGUCAAUUGUCGUGCAACACUCCAGAUACGCGACCACAUUCAAGCUGGUCGUGAGAUUCAAUCGUCUAUCGUUAACUAUCGUAAAGAUGGUAAAGCUUUUAUCAAUCUAGUCACUGUCAUUCCCAUCGCCUGGAACUCGUCCGAAAUCAGUCACUUUGUUGGCUUUCAGGCUGAUAUCGUGGCUCUCACAAAUGGAUUAGGCAUUCCACCCAGUCCCAAAACACGUCCUAAUCUACUCCAAGCCAAACAGCUCUGCCCACCCAAUACCAUUGAACCCUCGAGCUCAUCCCAAAAGUCUCUGAGUUUGACCGCAACCAAAGCCAUCGAACCCAUCUCGCCUUCCUCAUCUGCACAGGCUCAGUCCGGGCUAACUGAGUUGACUGACCCGUCUUGCUACUAUCAGACCGUCUUGCAAGAGACUCGUGAUUUGAUCCUCGCGAUCUCCCUCAAAGGUACCCUGUUUUAUGUGUCCCCAUCAUGUAAGGACCUCGUUGGUUAUGAGGAGGAUGAAUUGGUCAAUCAGAAUAUUUCUAAACUAUGUCAUCCAAGUGACUUGACCGGGAUCCUACGUCAGCUCAAAUUGAUUGGUAAUACCUCACACACCCCGAUCGACUUGGUCUUCCGAGCCGUCGACCGCAGUGGGGAUGUAUUCUGGAUGGAAUCACAAGGUCAGUUACACGUUGAAGUAGGCAAAGGGCGAAAGUAUUUAGUGGUUGUUGGACGACCGAGGAAGAUCGGGCCGCUCUCAUGGCAAGCAAUUCGAUCGACUGGUGGAUUGAGAGGUGGCGAGAAAGAGUUUUGGAUGAAGUUAUCCUUGGACGGAUUAUGUCUGUUUGCCAGCUCGCCUGUCAGGGAGAUCUUAUCUUAUGAACCUAGCGAGAUGCUCGGGAAAUCCUUGGCCCAGCUCUGUCCUUCCGAAAAACGUGGUCAGAUGAUCAAAGCGAUCCGAGACGCUUACGAAGGAAACGAGGUCGUCAGUCUGCCCUACUCCCUCCAGGAUCGUAAUGGCACUUUCGUCUCCCUUGUCAGCCACUUCUAUCCGCCCCACUAUUCUAGCGGGCCUCUCGCUUGUGGCUUGCCUCUUCCCGCCUCCAAGAUUACCAAUCCACCACGCACGGUCUUUUGUCAAACCCACUCGCUCUCCGGGAACUUGACCCAGCCUCAUGACGGCCUAUCCUCCUCAGCAACUAAAGCGGCCUCAUCUAAAGCUCAGGAACCUCCUGUCGAUUCGGCUACUCGACUGCCCAACUCGACCACCCAUGAAAUCGCCAAUGAUCCUGCAUCCUCUCAUUCCGUUGAGGAUGGCCACUCGGACGACGACCUGUUUAGUGCACUCGGAACCAACAAAACCACCCCCUGGAACUACGAGUUCAGUCAACUUAAGCGGCAGAACUUGAAGCUUCGUUCUCAGCUCUCUCAACGCGGUCUAUCUCGUCACGUGGUCCCUAGCAACAACAACACUGCUACCACCACUACUACUACUACUACUACCAACUCUUCUCCUUCUUCGUCUGCUUCUGGGACUACAGUUGGGGGUAAGGAACAAGGUGGUGGAUGUAGUAGGACGAUCAAGGCUACUCUUCUUUCUCGUCACUCCACCUCCAAUCCUCCUUACCCUCCUUCUCGUCUUCGUAUAAACUCUUCUACUACUGCUUUCACUCAGCCUUCUUCAAACUCAAAUUCGAACUCGAAUGCAAACCUAGAUUCGAAGUUGGAGCCGAAGAAAGCCGGGCUCUCUUUGGAUCAGUUCGCUCCUCCUCUUUCGUCGUCUGAUCCUGAUUCUUCUCGUCUUUCGCUCGGCCACGCUCACGCUUCAUUGACCGUCGAUAAUAAUCAAAUCGGAUUUGAUUCUCUGUUGAAUCAGGCGACUGGGUUAUCGUCUUCUUCGUCUUCUAAUGAUUUCAUUAAUCAUCCGCUCCUACAGCUUCCUCCCCCUCCUCCUCAUCAUCAUCACACUAAAAUCGAAUGAAGCACUCAGCAUUCCGGGGUAUCUUUUUCUUUUUCUUCUUUCUCUUUUGAAUGGAUCAAUGUAAUCUUUACUGUGUCACUUCUCUGUCUGUUUUUUUGUCUAUUUAUUUAUUUUUAUAUAAAAACAACAAACACUUUAUUUAUUUACAUGUUACA